Mycosarcoma maydis (corn smut) is the source of this 2739-nucleotide messenger RNA. Its product is annotated as putative glutaminase A. The transcript has a single exon. Bases 1 to 2739 code for a protein of 912 amino acids. The record is from RefSeq and is a predicted model, not a curated record. Gene Ontology annotation, biological process: carbohydrate metabolic process. Lineage: Eukaryota; Fungi; Basidiomycota; Ustilaginomycetes; Ustilaginales.
AUGCGGUUGCCGAUCAUAUCGACAGCCUCGACUCUACUUGCAGCGCUGCUGCUGUACAGUCCCCAGCAAGCUCAAGCCUCGCUAGCAAAGUCGGACAGUCUCACCACGCUCUUUGAGGCGCUCGCCGAUCUUACCCGUGCUCCUUCUCAAAAACAUCUUGCUGCCGACCACAAAAUAGUAGGCUUGAGCUCCGAUCCGACUCAGCCUGGUGUUCAGUGGAACGUACAACAGACCCAGUCCACACUCCUCCAAGAUGGUCAGCUCAACAAGCCUGACUUUACGCUGGUCACACAGGGAGAAGAGACACCCUCAAGCACUCCGCCAUCUUCUGCAUCGGCUUUACCGGACGCUACCUCCACUUCUAGCUCGGCUGGCCAAAAUCCGGGUAUCGUCAAUGCCAAGCAGGCCUUCUCUUCAAGCUCCUUCUUUCCCGUCAAUCCUCCUUCGUUCCCACUGGCUGUACGAAGUCCUUACCUCAACGCUUGGCUGCCCUCAGGCUCCAACCUCGCCUCCACGCCUCCCAAUGCCGUCGGCAAUGGCGGUUACCUAGCUGGUCAGUGGUCCUCCUUCUGGACUACGUCGUACGGCGCUGACGGCGAGUUCCGUCUGGGCUGGACCGGCUACAUCCGUAUAGACAAUGUCACCUACGAGUGGAUGGGCAACGGUUUUGGCACUCUGGUCCGUGCCGGGCCUGCUGCCAAACAGCUCAGUGCCGAGUACACUGCUACGCGUACCAUCUUUGCGUUUGAAGCCGACAAGGUCCGAUUCAAUGUCACGUUCCUCACUCCUAUCACUCCAGACGACUACCUCCGUCAGAGCUUGCCUCUAAGCUACCUCCACGUCGAGCUUGAUCCUUCGACCAUCAAGGGCCGCAGCAUCCAGCUGUACACAGACAUUGACGAACGUUGGGUCACUGGCCACGACUACGACUACGAAGAAUACCCCUAUGACCAGCAAUACUAUGACAAAAACAACACUAGCGUCUUCUUUGUCACUCGCAAGCAGCCUCGGAUUUACACCGAGUUCCGUCAACGCGCAGAGUGGGGCAAUGCCACCUAUGCUGCACGCAAACACCCCGGACUCUACUCGAGGAACAACAACAACGUCGUCACCCACUCCGAGUUCAUCAACACGGGCAAGCUUUCGUUCGACCAUGGACCCGUCCUCGGCCCGGACAACUCCUUUGCGUUUGCCGUCGAUUUUGAUGUCAAACACGCUGACAAGGAUGCGCUCUUUGUCAUCGGACACAUGCGCACCCCCUACGUCAACUACAUCCGCGCCAAACACCCUGGCACCAACUCGACCAAGAGCUACCAGGAAGAUCGAUACGGCUACUGGCAGACCAAGUUUGGCGACAAGCUCGACGACGCUGUCGCCUUCUUUGUCAACGACUUUGACUCUGCGCUUGCAAAGGCCAAGAAGUUUGACCGCCAGGUGCUGCAAGAUUCUAGGGCAGCUGUAGGUGGCGGCGAUGUAGGUGACAAGUACGCUGCCAUCACCCAGCUCUCGCUCCGCCAAGCCUUUGCCACGUUUGAGAUCACCGUCAGCAAGGACUCCAAGGGCAGAUACAACACCUCCGACACGCUCCUCUUCCUCAAGGAGAUCUCGUCCAACGGUGACAUGUCGACGGUCGACGUCAUCUUCCCGCUCUUCCCUCUGCUUUCGUAUGCCAAUCCUGACCUGCUGAAGGAUCUCAUGCUUCCCAUCUUUGAGUACACCGAGUCCGGUCUGUACCCAAACAAGUGGUGUGUACACGACCUCGGUACCUACCCUAACGCGUUUGGCUACAACGACGGCAAUGACGAGCCCAUGCAGGUCGAAGAGUCGGGCAACAUGAUCUGGAUGGUGCUCCACUGGGCUCAACUUGUGGGCAGAUCGAAAGCAGUGCCUUUCCUCGAGCAACAUUACGACAUUAUGAAGCAAUGGACCGAGUUUUUGGUCGAAGAUAGUCUCAUCCCGGCCGAGCAGCUUUCCACCGACGACUUUGCCGGCACGCUUGCCAAUCAGACGAAUCUUGCCAUCAAGGGCAUCUCUGCCAUUGCUGCCAUGGGCAAGAUUGCCGACAUGCUGGGUCGCAACAAGGAUGCCAAGUCGUAUGCCAACAUUUCGUCUUCUUACAUCAAGAACUGGCAGGAAUUUGCCAUCUCGCACGACGCCUCGCACACCAAGCUUGCCUACCAGACCGACGCCUCUUGGGGAACGUUGUACAACCUGCUUGCCGAUCGGCUUCUCAACCUCAAUCUGGUGCCGCAUGCUGUGUACAAGAUCCAGGACGCCUGGUAUCCACGUGUCCAGGAGAAGUACGGUGUACCGCUCGACUCGAGACACAAAUGGACCAAGACCGACUGGGAGAUGUUUGCUGCUGCUGCUUCAGACGACGCUGCUACCCAAAAACUCUUCAUCGAUCUGCUGUACAGCUUUAUCAGCGCUGGAAAGACGGAUGCUCCCUUUACUGAUCUCAUGGAGAGCACCACGGGCGAUUUCCCCAAGGAGCCUGAAGACCCUCUCAUCCACUUUCUGGCACGACCUGUGGUGGGCGGACACUUUAGCUUCCUGGCCAAAGCGAAGGCGGACAAGGCGAAUGGAGUUUCCAGCGGUGGAUACGAGUACGGCGACGAGAACGAUGUGAUCACAAACAAGCCUCAGCCGGGCCAGGGUGGUAAUAAGAAGCAGCAGGAACGUAAGAAAUCUGCUAUGCUUUCGAGCGGUUCGCAGCGUGCGUUCCAAGUGCAGCCCUAG